AACCCUUCGAAGGCUUGUUAUAGCUUCAACGGGAACAGGUACCAGGGAGUAUUGCUUUCAUACAUAUCUCUAUUCAAUGCCGGUCAUUGCUAUUUUGUUCCCAUUGAGUCAUUGUUUUCUUUUCUCAGACUCUAUCGCAUUUAUAUUUUCCAUCUAAUGCUUAAUCUUUAUCGUCAUCGAAUCCCAAUCUGAGUAUAUAUUGGAGACAUUCACUUGUCUCUAUAGUCUGGAGCAACGAAGAAUGGGCGAAGCAGAAUUCAAUAUGUCAUCUCGUGGUGAUCCUAGCAGGCAAACCUCAGUAUCUGACUCAACAACCGAUUUCGAGGACGAUGGCCAGAAAAGGUUCGAGUUCGCCGCUCAGCCUGCAGUGAAUCCAGCAACGCAGAGCGCGCUUCAUUCGUCAAGCCCAAUCAUUUAUCAUUAUCUAACGUUCGAAACAUUGAUCCCUUCGCCUACGAGUAACGUUUCAUCCGACGGUUCUUCGGCAACAGCACCACCACGGCCACAAUUGAAGAAGUACACUUCACCGUUCGACUGGCCAGAAAGUCGCAAACGAUUUACCGUCUUCCUUUCUUGUAUGGCCACUAUGCUCACAGCCUACACCGCGGGUGCAUAUUCGCCAGCUGUCAAGCAAAUGUCCGAAUACUGGCAUGUUUCAGACAUUGCGAUUCUGGUUGGGAUCACCACUUUCUGCUUUGGAUUCGCUAUCGCUCCGAUGGCUCUGGCCCCAUUUUCCGAGUUGAAUGGUCGGAAGCCAAUCUUCAUAGCUUCCGGGCUGCUAUUUUUUAUUACCCAAAUUUGCUGUGCCGUGACUCGAUCCUAUCCUGGCAUGCUUGUUGCCAGAUUCUUUGUUGGUUGUGGGAGUUCUGUGUUUUCAACAAUGGUUGGUGGAGUGAUUAGCGAUAUUCAUCACAAGGAGGGUCGAAACACAUCCAUGUCCUUAUUCUCGGGGGCAGCACUUUUCGGCACUGGCUUUGGCCCAUUAGUGAGCGGCUUUAUUGCGCAGAACACAUCAUGGCGGUGGGUAUUCUGGGUACAGGUUAUCACAAAUGGACUCCUGCUUAUUGCCAUAACACUUUUCUUUCCAGAAACGAGAGGUAGCAUAUUACUGAGCAGGAAAGCAAAAUGUUUGAACAAGUGGUACGAAGAACGAGAGGAGGCUGGCUUCUUUGGUAUUGAUAUGCCAACGUCGGCAUCAGGUGAAAAAUAUGAGUCGCAGCGAAUAAGAUGGAAGGUCAAGUCAGACGAAGAAAGAGAAUCGCUCCUGCAAAUGAUUAAAAUUUCCGUCUACCGCCCAUUUCAUCUUCUAUUCACAGAGUCGGUAGUAUUCUUCUUCAGCUUAUGGGUUGCCUUUGCUUGGGCAGUGCUCUAUCUGACCUUUGGCUCAGUUCCCCUAGUGUUUGAGACCUCCCACGGGUUUAAUCUUCAACAAUCCGGCGCUGUGUUUGCAGCUAUGUCGAUCGGAGCAACAAUAUCUACUUUCAUUUCUAUCUACCAAGAGCAAUGGCUCGUUGCGUGUCUCAAAUGGUCGUCCAACAGCGCAAAAAGUCCAGGCAUAAUUCGAAGAAAAAUCGAUCUCUCGUCUCCCGAGGCAAGACUGUACUUUGCUUGUUUUCAAUCGGCUUUGCUGCCUAUUGGCCUUUUCUGGUUCGGCUGGACGCAAUUCUCUUCGAUUCCUUGGAUAGUCCCAACUCUUGCCAUCGGCUGCGCAACUAUGGGAAUAUACUCGAUAUAUCUGGCAACUUUCAACUACCUCGCGGACACUUAUCAUCGAUAUGCGUCAUCUGCUCUCGCAGCCCAGAGUUUCUGUCGGAAUAUUCUAGGCGGUAUAUUCCCUCUCAUUGCAACUAUCAUGUUUAACAAUAUUACAUUUCAAGGAGCAGCAUCUUUACUUGGUGGAAUUGGAGCGCUACUGACCAUCGUACCUUGGGUAUUGACCAUUUACGGACCGACCAUUCGCUUAAGAAGCAAGUUCGCAAGCGAAAUUAUGUAGCUUUGCCCAAACAAAACAGUUACUGCUGUUGGGUAGUCAUGUCAGUGACGCUAAAAAGUUAUUUGCUAUUAUUCUUUUCGAAAAAAAAAGCCUUUCGAAUUUACGAUUUAUGAUACAUGACCUUGGCCGAAGAGGCUAUAAAUUAAUGGGAUAAUUGGAUAAGUGCGCAACAACCGCUGAGGAUAUGCAAGGCCUCAAGAUAUAAUGGAGAUGUUUGAGCAUGUGGAAAAAAUUGCAGUCACAUGAAGAAGAAUCUUCUGAGGGAAGAAACAUUGGACAAUAGAGGAGAGUAGAAAAUACAUACAAAGAUAAUGAGAUAUGCUGUACAUACAUACACAGGGAGAGAAUAGAUGCAAAUUGUAUCUACCUUGUGAAACGACGUCUGAGCAUUGACGCUGCAAUGAUUAACAUCAAAAG
This is a messenger RNA of Botrytis sinoallii, 2410 nucleotides long. RefSeq lists its product as uncharacterized. The record is from RefSeq and is a predicted model, not a curated record. Bases 242 to 1993 code for a protein of 583 amino acids. Gene Ontology annotation, biological process: transmembrane transport. The transcript has 6 exons. Gene Ontology annotation, molecular function: transmembrane transporter activity. Lineage: Eukaryota; Fungi; Ascomycota; Leotiomycetes; Helotiales; Sclerotiniaceae.